Molecule: messenger RNA, 765 nt
Organism: Anopheles merus
Lineage: Eukaryota; Metazoa; Arthropoda; Insecta; Diptera; Culicidae
Gene: Bdbt
Exons: 1
Coding region: 1-765 (254 amino acids)
Molecular function (GO): protein binding
Source: RefSeq, a predicted model, not a curated record
AUGGAGAAACCAUCCGAGCUGAGCCGUUGCCUGGUAACGAUAUGCGACGUGAGCAAUGUUGAAGCACACGAGUCAUCCUACCUUGGCGGUGGAUCCAGCGAAGAACUUUGGAUCACCAUGGGGACAGCCCUGACACCGGUGGAUUGCUAUGUGGAGCUUCUGCUGCAGCAAAUGUUAACGAACGAGCAAAGCAAAUGUACGAUCAGCAGUGCCAAACGCGGUGACGUCACGUUCACCAUGAAGCUGGUGCGCAUCGAGGGACAAAAAUAUUACUACCAACUCACCGUCCCCGAAACGCUCGCGCUGGCCAAACAGUACAAAGAGAAUGGCGUGAAAAUGUUCUCCAAAUACCCGUUGUUUGCGCACGCCUACUUCAACCAGGCGGCCAAGUGUUUGCUGUCCUGGUCGCCGAUCGAUCAGCUCGACCCGGCCAUCGAAGGCGCCGCCACGAUCGAGGAAAUGCAGUCCCUGCUCGAAACCCUCUACCUUAACAUUGCGGCCUGUCUGAUCAAGCAGGACCGCUACGACGAAGUGCUGCACGUGCUUCGCUACACCGAUCAGCAGGAACAUCCCUCCCCGAAGGCAACAUAUCGGAAGGCGUUGGCACAGUUUAAGGUAAAACGGUUUACCGAAGCGCUCGCCACACUCGAGCGGAUUGAUUACGCGAGCAGCAAAGAGUGUGUCGCGUUGCACGCGCAGAUCAUACAAACGCGCCAGCAAGAGGACAGCAAAUACAGCUCAAUGGUAAAGAAAAUGUUCGCUUAA